GGACUCUUCGUUCUUUUUUCUCCAGCAGGGGAAGGGAGACAUUCUGCAGGGAGGGUUAACAUCAUGAUACCAUGAGAAAGAAGAGCCGGAUAAUGCAUGGUAGGGCUGCAGAGAAAGUUAACCCCUUUGAAUUUAAAAUCCAAAAUACAUUUGAAGAAGAAAUAGGUUUAACUCAAACAUCAACACUGUGUGUGUGAAACUGCAAUUUCCUUAAUGGGGAACGACUUAAUUAUCCCAUAGAAAUCUUUUAUUUUUAUCUUUUUUUAAUUUGCUGCUAUCUUCUUUGCAAAUUAUAAAUAGCUGAAUAAGAAUACAAGAAAUAUUUAUAUAAUGAAUUCAUUUUGAAAUCUAUUUUUAUAAAACUUAUCACAGCAAAUCUGUUUAUAUUUUCCCUGCACACAGCCCGUAACAAAAUUAUGAUUUAGCAGUAACACGUUCAUUUUUUUUUUCAACUGCAUUAUUUAGAGACUGAUAUAUUUUACAUUUUUUUGCCAAUGUCAAAUAUGGAAUUUUAAGAUCCAAGUAUUUAUUUCCGGCAAAGUAAAUUUGUUUUCAAAAUACAUUUUUCUUCAUUCGUUUUUUUUUUUCUGGAAUUUGAUGGUACAAUGAGUGGUGGACGAUUUGAUUUUGAUGAUGGAGGGGCAUAUUGUGGUGGGUGGGAAGGUGGCAAAGCCCAUGGCCAUGGCAUCUGCACUGGACCGAAAGGUCAAGGCGAGUACUCAGGCUCCUGGAAUUACGGUUUUGAAGUGGUAGGCAUUUAUACCUGGCCCAGCGGCAAUACAUAUGAAGGAUAUUGGGCUCAAGGAAAAAGACACGGCUUGGGUAUUGAAACUAAAGGAAGAUGGGUAUACAAAGGAGAAUGGACUCAUGGGUUCAAGGGAAGAUAUGGCGUUAGACAAAGUAUGAGCAGUGGAGCCAAGUAUGAAGGCACAUGGAAUAAUGGAUUGCAGGAUGGAUAUGGGACAGAAACCUACGCUGAUGGUGGGACAUACCAGGGACAAUUUACAAAUGGAAUGCGACAUGGAUAUGGUGUUCGUCAGAGUGUUCCAUACGGAAUGGCUGCUGUGGUUCGUUCUCCUCUGCGUACCUCCUUAACAUCUCUACGUAGUGAGCAUAGCAAUGGGACACUGGUACAACAUGAUGCUAUUUCUGCUUCUCCAGAUAAUAUUGUGGCACCCACAAUCACCCGAGGAGGAUUUGCCCUCUCCCUUUAUUCUGACACAGAAUCCCUAAAGGAUAAAAAACGGGGCCUUUUCAGAAGAGGAUCACUCUUGGGUAAACUGAGAAAAUCAGAUUCAAAGACUUCUCUUUCAUCUCAAAGAAGUAAGCUGAGCUUCUUGAAGAGUGAAAGUGGAAUUAGUUCUGCAGCAAGUGAUGCCAACUCUACUGUAAGCUUUGGGGAUGGAAUGGAAUCAGAAGAGUUUCAACCAAUUGAGUCCGACAUUGAUGCUACCACCACUGAGGUCUACCAAGGUGAAUGGAAGAAUGACAAACGGUCAGGCUUUGGAGUAAGUGAGAGGUCCAGUGGGCUGAAAUAUGAAGGCGAGUGGCUAGACAAUCUAAGACAUGGAUACGGUUGUACCGUUUUUCCAGAUGGAAGAAAGGAAGAAGGAAAGUAUAGGAACAAUGUUUUCAUAAAAGGGAUGAAGAAAAGAGUAAUACCAUUAAAGAGUGCAAAGAUUAGGCAGAAGGUAGACCGAAGUAUUGAAGGAGCUCUGAGAGCAGCAACAAUUGCAAGACAAAAAUCAGAGAUUGCAGCCUCCAGGACAACUCAUGCUAAAGCCAAAGCGGAAGGAGCAGAGCAGGCUGCUCAAGCAGCAAAUAGCGAAUCCAGUAUAGCGAGAACCAUGGCCAGAGAACUGUCACCAGACUUUCAUCAACCAGGGCCAGAGUAUAUAAAACGAAAGUUGCUUCAGGAGAUUAUAGAGAAUGCAGAACCUAUGGAGAUCAAAGAAAAUGCAGCUCCGCCCAAUGAAGGGCCACCUCCAACCCCUCCAGAAAGUCCUCAGCUUCAUGAAAAACAAUCUUCUUCACAUGAUAUAUCCCCAGUAAGAACACCAUCCCCUGCUGGAUCACCCCCAGAAGCAAAAAUACCUAAGCAGAGUUCGCAAAAAGAAAGGUUGCUUGGGACAAGCAACUGGAACGGAGACCAGAGUCGUGGCGGAAGUCGUAUUGGAAGUAGACCUACUACCCCAUCAGCUCACAUGCAUGCUGUUUUACCUUCUCGUAGCCCAUCUAGAAAAGGUCACACAACUACACCAGCCGAAUUGAAUAUGAAACCUCUUCAGAGGUUACAAGACAAAUUAGCUGAAACUGAUGUUGAAUAUCAUAAGGAUUAUCAUAGUUAUGCUGUGCGGACCUCUCCAGUAACUCCUCCAUUGGACUAUGAAGAAACAGCAUUCCCAUCACCUAAAACUCCAACAAGGGAAGGCAGUCCAGAUUUCAAAGAACGUAUGAAGGAAAGUUUAAGUUUUUCCCAAAAAGACCCUGUUAGAAAAGCAGAAGUUAGUAAAUACAAACCAAAUGAAGAUUUGAAGCCAGAAGCUAAAAGAACUCUGGGCAUGAUUAUGGUUAAAUCUGAUCCUAAAAGUGAAAUUAAUGUUGAAGCUAAAAGUGAACGUGUUUAUGAGACCAAGACAGUCCAGAAGUCUGAGCCUAAAACAAGUCAGAAAGCAGAACCAAAGGUCAUACAGAAGUCAGUAGCAUCAAAACCUGAACCUAAACCAAUGCUAAAAUCAACUCCUCAAAAACCUGAACCUAAAGCUGGACUAAAGUCUGAGCUUAAGGCACUACCAAAGCCAGAAACUAAGAGUAUAGUGAAAAAGGGUGCUCAAGUUGCAGCAGCUACAAAUGCAGAGGAGGAGCUUGAAGAGCGACCUGAUACAAUCAUGAUCUGCAUGGUAAUUUUAUUGAAUAUUGGCCUGUCCAUCUUAUUUGUGCAUCUCUUAACAUGAAACCAAGACGAAUAUCAUAAUACAAAACAUGGAUUCUUAAAGCAGCUUGAGAAGAUGUCAGAAGAAAAGCCGAUUUGAACCUUGAUGGGUUUUAAAGAGGAGAAACAUAGACAAUCAAUUCACUGCCGCUUACUGGCCUGUUCUAUUCAACAAUGAUAUCAAAUGAAUUUUUCUUGUAUUUUUUUUUCCAACCACUCCCUGAAAUGUUUAACUUGUCUUGUCUGAAAAGGAAGAACCUAGAGCUGAACUGGCGUAUAUCACAAUGACAAAUGUAAGAGGAUUUUUAUCUGUGAAUUCUAGUACUGAAGAUACAUUUUAUCUUUGAGGAACAUGGGUUUAAGUUAUGAAUAAAUAUGAGUAAUAAAUCAUUUGAAUGGAAAUAUUUAUAUGUGAACUUAUUCACAAAAAGAAACUACUUACAUCUUAGCUUCUGAUAGUUUUAACAUUUGAAUUCAUUUUUUUUUUUUUUUCAGUGUGCUGUUUGAAUGAUAUAAUGUUGUAGGAACAAAAUGAUCAUGGUAACAUGUUUACACAUUUUAUGCUAUAUCACUGUUAUAUCACCCCAUGUCUUAAAAAUAGGAUUUUUAAUUGCAUGUAAUUUUGCUUAAUUCCUAGUGCAAUUUCUGUAGUACCGGAAAUGCCACAUGGUCUUUAAAAAAAAAAAUAAAGUCUGGUGAUUGGUUAUUUCAA
Molecule: messenger RNA, 3644 nt
Organism: Bombina bombina (fire-bellied toad)
Lineage: Eukaryota; Metazoa; Chordata; Amphibia; Anura; Bombinatoridae
Gene: JPH2
Product: junctophilin 2
Exons: 6
Coding region: 606-2954 (782 amino acids)
Cellular component (GO): sarcoplasmic reticulum; junctional membrane complex; plasma membrane
Source: RefSeq, a predicted model, not a curated record